AUGGGACUACCUCCCGCGCGUAUUCGAAGUCCACCAAGAUAUUUACUAGGAUGCAUUCUCUGCUCAGCCAACGGCCUUCUCUUCGGGAUGGACACAGGUACCAUCGGCCCUGUGACCGAUAUGGCCGACUUCAAGGCCUCCUUCGGUGGUAGUGAGAAUUCGACUAUCCACGGUCUAAUCGUUUCCUGCAUCCUGAUCCCAGCUGCCCUCUCAUCCUUCUUCGCAGGAUAUGUCGCUGAUAGACUGGGUCGACCAAAGGGCAUUGCCAUUGGCGUAUUUAUCUUCGGAAUUGGAGCAGCCAUUGAAGCCGGAGCUGUGGCGUUGUCCAUGUUCAUCGUUGGUCGGAUCGUGGAAGGGCUCGGAGAAGGUCUUUUCCUUGGGAAUCUGGUCGUGCUGAUUUGUGAAAUUUCUCCAACUCGAACCCGUGGAGCUAUGACGACUGGGCCUCAGCUGGCUACGACACUGGGCUUGGUCAUGGGAUAUUUUGUCAGCUAUGGGACAUCGAGUAUUCAAUCUUCGCUAUCGUGGCGUUUGCCAUUUAUCGUGUUGGCAAGCUUGUCUAUGGUUCUUUGUGGUCUUUCCCUUUGCUUCUUGCCGGAAUCUCCCCAGUGGCUGGGCCUGCAUGGGAAAUAUGUUUUGGCGGAGGAGGCAUGGGAGAAGCUGGGCGUGAAUUCGGAGGAGCGUGAAAAGGUGCAAGUGAAUACCGAGAUCACGGAGCUCGAUUCUGAAAAUGAAGAGGGUGCCAAGGAAGACACUAGGAAGAAGCUUCUUGAGAUCUUUGAGAAGGGCGUUCGGGGUCGCACACUUCUAGCGGUCUUCUUGAUGGGAAUGCAGCAGCUGAGUGGCAUUGAUGGUGUCCUAUAUUAUGCACCCGAGCUCUUCCAAAAAGCCGGCCUCGCCUCCUCAGAAGCAAGUUUCCUCGCUUCUGGUGUCUCGGCAAUCGUUAUCUUUGCAGUCACAGUUCCGGGACUCAUCUACGCUGAUGGAUGGGGCCGGCGGAGCAGCAUCAUAUACGGAGGCGUUGGAAUGGGGAUUCUGAUGUUCCUGAUAGGCGGCCUGUACGCCGGAGAGGCUGUCCACCAAUCCACUGGUGCAGGUCGCUGGGUUGUCAUUGUCUGCAUUUACCUAUAUGCAGCGCUAUACUCCGUUAGCUGGGGAAUUUCAGUUAAGGUGUACAGUGCAGAGAUUCAGCCUCAGCGGACCCGUGCAUCCGCGACUACACUGUCCCAUUCAAGCAACUGGGUCUCCAACUUCUUGGUGGCUUUGACUACCCCUGUGUUGCUUGCAAAGAGCAGCUAUGGUGCGUACUUUUUGUGGGGUGGAUGCUGUGUUGUGACUGUCAUUGUUAGUGUCAUCUACAUGCAUGAGACUAAGGGUCGGACUUUUGUGCAGAUUGAAGAAGCCUUCACGGGAAAAAGGGCAAGCGAGGAAGCGGAACGCACUCAAAAUGGUAUCAAGGCCUAG
Messenger RNA from Penicillium brevicompactum, 1464 nucleotides. Its product is annotated as sugar porter family MFS transporter. Gene Ontology annotation, biological process: transmembrane transport; carbohydrate transport. Gene Ontology annotation, molecular function: carbohydrate:proton symporter activity. The coding region runs from base 1 to 1464 and encodes 487 amino acids. Gene Ontology annotation, cellular component: membrane. The transcript is spliced from 2 exons. Lineage: Eukaryota; Fungi; Ascomycota; Eurotiomycetes; Eurotiales; Aspergillaceae. The record is from RefSeq and is a predicted model, not a curated record.